This is a messenger RNA of Syzygium oleosum, 1562 nucleotides long. RefSeq names its product transcription factor MYB83. Lineage: Eukaryota; Viridiplantae; Streptophyta; Magnoliopsida; Myrtales; Myrtaceae. The record is from RefSeq and is a predicted model, not a curated record. The coding region runs from base 52 to 1038 and encodes 328 amino acids. The transcript has 2 exons.
UCCAUCAAGAUAGUUAAAAGGAUAGAAAGAAAGAUAUAGCAGGAUCCAACAAUGAGGAAGCCAAGUGAGACCAUGGGAAUGGCAAUGGGGAUUAAAGAGAAAGUAACCAGCAACCCUCAUAAUAAUAAGCUGAGGAAAGGGUUGUGGUCGCCAGAAGAAGAUGAGAAGCUGAUGAGGUACAUGCUGACCAAUGGGCAAGGGUGUUGGAGCGACAUUGCUCGGAAUGCCGGCUUACUGAGAUGCGGCAAGAGUUGUCGUCUCCGUUGGAUUAAUUACUUGAGGCCCGACCUCAAGCGAGGUGCCUUCUCUCCCCAAGAGGAAGAGCUCAUUGUCCAUUUGCACAACAUUCUCGGCAACAGAUGGUCUCAGAUCGCAGCACGUCUUCCUGGAAGAACCGAUAACGAAAUAAAGAAUUUUUGGAACUCUACUCUAAAGAAGAGAUUAAGGAUGAACUCUGCUACAUCCUCGCCAAAUGACAGCGAUCUAUCCAAUCCACGAGACAUAGCUGCGGGGAUAAUGCCUAGUUUUCAAGCACAAUAUGACGUCUUAGCUACAUGCGUGGACUCAUCUCCCCCACCAUUCCCCUCGAUGGAUAAUAUAUCCGUGCCAAACCAUUUUGAUACAUUCCCUAUACUCAACAACCGCUGUGACACAUGGGAAGGAGUCGGGUUUUUCACCUUCCCCUCAAGCAUUGCACCAGCCAGUAUGGGAGAUGAUUCAGCUUAUUUGAAUUUGGAGCAUGCAAAAGUGGGGCUUUUAGGAAGUGAGUUUUCUGUUCCCCCACUAGCUAGUAGCACAACAACCACCGAGGAGAAUAAUUACAGAUCCAUGGGUUGGGGCAUGGAUGGAAAGGGAGAGAACAGCUUCUCCAAUAACAAUGAUAGUUGCUUCAGCAAUACUACUGUUGCUAGCUUUAAAGUGGAGGACGAAAUGUCUGGGUUUGGGAAUAAUUUGCAAGGAGCUAACUUGAGAAUCGGGGAAUGGGACCUGGAGGGUCUGAUGGAUGAUUUGCCCUCCUUCCCUUUUCUUGAUUUCUAACUUCCAUUUUCCAUUUUUUUUCCCACCCCAGAAGAUAAAACCCUCCUCCUCCUCUCUCUCUCUCUCUCUCUCUCUCUCUCGACCUACCCAUCAAUUUUCCCUUUUACAGAAUAAUGAAAGAACUACACACACAUACAACAGAAGUUUGUUUAUACUGCAUGUUUCAUACAAUAAGUCUCUUCCUCUCUCCCAUAUGAUUCCCUCAGCGGAUCGAGAUUCUGUACAAUGAGGUCUUGGAUAUCGGAGAUAUCAGCAACGGAAGCUUGAAUUGCAACUGUGAGAUAAAGCAAGUUUACGUAUCAUUCGUUUCAUGUACAUCAGUUUCAUAUGAAGGUUUCUUGGUAGGGAAGGGUGUUGUCAAGAAAUGUGAAUAUUACUCCAGAUGUGUAGGAAGGCAGAAUAAAAGACUAGUUUGGUGAGAUAUUGUAGCAAGAUUCAUGUAAAACAGCAAAUAAUGCCUACGUGGAUUCGUGGAGAUUGAGAUUCAUGUAAGCAUCAUCAUGGAAACAAAGCUUUCAAAUGAA